Pocillopora verrucosa is the source of this 3270-nucleotide messenger RNA. Its product is annotated as short transient receptor potential channel 4. NCBI's taxonomy places the organism in Eukaryota, Metazoa, Cnidaria, Anthozoa, Scleractinia, Pocilloporidae. Gene Ontology annotation, molecular function: store-operated calcium channel activity; inositol 1,4,5 trisphosphate binding. The record is from RefSeq and is a predicted model, not a curated record. Gene Ontology annotation, cellular component: cation channel complex; plasma membrane. Gene Ontology annotation, biological process: calcium ion transmembrane transport; regulation of cytosolic calcium ion concentration.
CAAUAUGGCGCAGUGCAAUCCACCAGAUAUCCAACCAGCUCAGCCAGAAAGUAAAAGCUUCGAUGAUUUUCUGUUUAAAAUAGAGACAGAAACGGAGGCAGAGGUAAAUAAUUUCUUGUCGCGCUGUAUAAUAACGGAUAACGAGAAUCCAGAGAAUCCUCUUCUGAAGCAACUUGAAAACGCUCUCCAGAAGAGGAAUGUUAUUGAAGUAUGGAAACUGAUAGUCGAGACCAAGGAGCAACAUGAGGAUGCCAUACUUGAAGGCCUAAGCGAUGUGUGGAGAUCCAUCGCGGAAGAGGAGAACAUUAAAGAGGAUGGGUGCUCUUGGAAAUGUGUCUUUCGUUUUUCUUGUGGGAAACUGUGUGCCUUGUUCCGCUCAAUAAUAUAUAUUGAGGACGAUAGCGAUCAAAAGGAAGGAAUACCAAGCGAAAAAGAACAGACUUGGAUCAGAGUACUGAGCAACCCGCUGUAUAUUAGUCUAGAAUAUCUCUGGAGAAUGAAUCCCAAGUCAAACCAACAAACAAACCCAGAAACAAACAAACGAACCAGACGCACAGGAAGUAAGUCAACAGACGUAAUUGAAGCAGCCCUUGACGAUUCUUACCUUCUUGAGAAAGUGGCCGCGUAUGAACAUCACUACAGCCGAGAUGAAUACUUGGGUCGUGCAAAGGAAUAUGAACAAUUUGCCGUUGAUAUCAUCGAGCAAGCCGGUGCCUCACAGCUUUAUAAAAUCAUUGAUAUCGAAGGAAAAGGACCAUUACUAAAUGAGACGCCGAAAGAUUUUAUUCAAAGUCUCAGUCUGUUAAAGAAAGCAGCAGAUAAACAGCGGAAGUUGUUCGUGGCGAGUCCCAAGUGCCAGUAUAUUCUCAAUGAGAUCAUUUAUCUUGGCUGGCGAAAGCGGCAGGAUGAAGGAUUCAUGACAAAAGCUAUAUUGUUUCUUGUUCAAUUUCUUCUUGUCUCCCUCACCAGUAUAGUAUACAUUCCUCUACGACUGAUUCGCAGAUGCCGCUGUCGUGGGCAAUUUGAGGACAGAUGCUUCUGGAAAUUUAGGAAACUUUACGAACAUCCCUAUUCAAAGUUCAUCAACCAGACGAUGUCUUACGUGCUGUUCCUUUGCUUAGUCUUCGCCUCGUCUUAUCAGGAUGAGUUUAAGAUAACACGAGAAGGUCCUGAGAUGGUGACAAUUGACUACGCUGUUCUUGCCUUCGUAUUUGGUCUACUUCUGCAGGAGUUAAACGAGCUCUGCAGGCAGGGCAUCUUUAAUUACUUUUCAAAAUGGUGGAAUGUUGUUGCCACAGUCAUUGUCUUCACAUUUCUGUCGUCCUACAAAAUCUGGGUGGGUGCAUGGGGAUCUUACGGAGGGUGGAAACCUGAGAAACAAGCGUUCAUCGUGGCUGACGCCAUUUAUGCCAGUGGCUCUGUGGUGGCAUUUUUCCACUUGGCGCACAUUUUCCAAGUCCAUUCAACGCUGGGUCCCUUGCAACUGUCCCUCUAUAAAAUGUUGAAAGAUGUCCUCAAGUUUCUUGGCAUCUUCCUUCUUCUUUAUAUAGCAUUCACUACGGGCGUGGCCAAGAUUUACUCGUACUAUGACGCCUCUCAGAAAGAGCUGCAUAAACAGAACGCCACCAGUCAUCCCCAGGUGUCUCAUCCAUAUGCAAUACACACAAAAACCUUCCUCGAAAUGUUCUGGCUGUUGCUUGGUCUCGUGGAAGAAGACAAAAUCUCGGUUAAGGAUCCCGCUUUUUCCCUCACCUCCACCUUUGGCCACCUUUUUGUUAUUGCCCAUGUGAUUUGUACAGUCAUUGUAGCUUUGAACAUGCUGAUCGCAAUGAUGAACAACUCUUUCAACAGGAUCAUGGAAAACGCAGAUGUGGAGUGGAAGUUUACAAGGACUCAGAUGUGGUUGGAAUGGAUCGAUAGAAUAAAUAAUGUUCCCGUGCCGUUCAACCUCUUGUACUUCAUACUGCGCUGUUUAUUUCCAGAAUGCUUUAAAAAGUGUUGCUGCGAAGGUAGACAAACUGACGUGGAGCAGGGAAAUGGUGACGGUGUUGCAGACGUUGAGCAGGGAAAUGGUGACAGUGUUGCAGAUUGCCCGUCAUCAGAGGAGGGACAAAAUGGCGCGGAUCAGAGAAGAAGACACGCAUCUCAGUAUUAUCUCAUAAAACAACAAGGGGAAAAUGACCAAGCAAAUCGCUUUAAAGCAUUCUGGGAGAAAAUAAAAGAGUGUAAAUGCUGCAGAGACCCCCAAUCACCAAAUGAGAAACGUAUUGAAGAAAUGAAAAAACUAGUCGUGGAGUAUCUAAAGAAACGUUACACAGCGAGAUGGGACGAGCUGGUAGCAACUACCCGAUUGUAACACAGGUGGAAGAAGCACAUCGUAUUGCAAGAUGAGACAGCUUCAUUGGAUAGCUCACACAAAUAUACUCAUCUAGGAUAAAUAGUCUAAAAUGAAACACAGAUAGUCCUGCCGCCUACUGAGGAACGUUCCGCAGACAUUGAGCUGCUUUAUGGUCUCAGCCUACUUAAUAGAGCGAUUCAAGCUUGCCUCGCUUGCAAAUAACUAUUUUUCGAGUUCACAGCAGUUUAUUUCUCGAGCCACUUACCAGUAGAGGAGGCUUCAGUCUGUUUCAGGAUGCGUUACCUAGCUGGCAUAUUCCAAUUGUUUCUCAAACCGCAUAGGGUAUGGACAGCAAAGGCCAAGACUCAAUACAAGAGCAAUUUAAAAGUAGGGUGUCCUUAUUUCCAUAUAGUCAACCGAGACAAGCAACCAAAAAACAUUCAGCUGAGAAAUUUUCCACGCAAUUUGUUUUGUAGAGUUUCCUCUUAGGGUAGGGAGACUUAAAUAUCAAAGAGCGAGUCCUUAGCAAUUACCAUUUGGCCGCAGUGCGUUUAGAACAAAGGUAGUUUUGAAUCUGAAAUACAGAAGUACGUGUUAGCCAAGAAGAAAUUUUAUCACUGAUCUGACAGUAGUUGACCGAUAAUGAUAAAAACUUCUUGAAACGUUGACGGACAUGCAAAUUUCCUUCACAGUCUGUUUUGUUGUCUGUCUUUUGGAGGGUCACUCUUUCCGGUCGGUGGAAGCGGUCGGAUUCUAUUUGUAUGUAUCCGUUGCCGGUGUAAUUUGCAAUUGAACAAAAAAGCGGUCAACCAUUAAUAGUGUUGCAUAGUAUCAACUUGGAUUUUUUUAGCUAUCACGAAGAGUUUCCUAACAUUGACUGUCUUGUAUAGUUCAGUGUCAGAUACUUCGAAAUUGAAAUUCAUUUCUUGAAA